AUGGCCGAGCCCGAGCCCCCCGCGGCGGCGGCCCGGCGCUGGCGAGACGCCGCCCUGCGCGCCCGCAAGCUGCGGAGCAACCUGCGGCAGCUGAGCCUGGGCCCCCGCGAGGAGCCGGAGCCGGAGCCCGCCGGGCCGCCCGCGCUUGGCCGCCCGCCGCUGCCCGCCGGGCCGGGCGAGCCGGCGGCGCUGAGCCUGAGCGGGCGCGGCCUGGAGGAGCUGCCCGAGGGGCUGGGCGCGGCGCUGGGCGGCCUGCGCGUCCUCAGCCUGCGCAGGAACCGCCUCUCCCGGCUGCCCGCCGCGCUGCGCCACCUGGGCCGCCUGGCCGAGCUCGACCUCAGCCACAACCGGCUGGGCGGCCUGGGCGACGGCGAGGCGCUGGCGCCGCUGCGGGAGCUGCGCAAGCUGAGCCUGAGCCACAACCGGCUGGGCGCGGAGGGCGCGGCGCUGCCCGGGCGGCUGGGCGCGCUGCGGCAGCUGGAGGAGCUGGACCUGAGCUUCAACCGCCUGCGCCGCCUGCCCGAGGCGCUGGGCCGCCUGCAGCGCCUGCGCUCGCUGGACGUGGACCACAACGAGCUGCCCGCCUUCCCGGCGCCGCUGCUGGAGCUGGGCGCGCUGGAGGAGCUGGACUGCUCCGGCAACCGGCAGCUGCGCGCCCUGCCCGAGGGCAUCGCCGCCCUGCGCUGCCUGAAGAUCCUCUGGCUGAGCGGCACGGGGCUGGGCAGCCUGCCCGAGGGGCUGUGCCAGCUGGGCGCCCUGGAAAGCCUCAUGCUGGACGGCAACCAGCUGCGGGCCCUGCCCCCCGGCUUCGGCCGCCUCCAGCGCCUCAAGAUGCUGAACCUCUCCUCCAACUUGCUGGGCGAGUUCCCCGAGGCCGUGCUUGCCCUGCCCAGCCUGGAGGAGCUCUACCUGAGCCGCAACCAGCUCACCCUGCUGCCCGCCCGCCUCUGCCAGCUGCACCAGCUCCGCACCCUCUGGCUGGACAACAACCGCAUCCGCUACCUGCCCGACUCUGUUGUUCAGCUCCACAGCCUGGAGGAACUCGUGCUGCAGGGCAACCAGAUCGCCAUCCUGCCCGAGGGCUUUGGGCAGCUCUCCCGGGUCACCCUCUGGAAGAUCAAGGACAACCCGCUCAUCCAGCCCCCUUACGAGGUUUGCAUGAAGGGCAUCCCCUACAUUGCCGCUUACCAGCAGGAGUUGGCGCACUCCCAGCCUGCUCUCAAGCCCCGGCUCAAGCUGGUCCUCAUGGGCCUGAAGGAUGCUGGCAAGACCCUGCUGAGAAGGUGCCUGAUGGAGGAGGAGAGGCAGAGAGACUCCCCCCUGGCUGCAGCUGGCAAAGAUGCUGGGAGAACCCAGCAGCAACAAGACAGCACCCUGGGCCCGACUCCCGUAGGUGUUGGGAAAAUACAGCUAGGACAUAGCCCCAUUACUGAGCCCCGAGAUGCUUUGUCUUCUAAAGGCUCCUCUCUAGGAUAUGCCUCCAUUGAGCAGCAGGACCCGCUGCUGUCUCCGUCCCUUAAAGUUGCUGGAAAAAUCAAGUUAGAAUGCCAGGAUGUCUGCCUGUUUCCGUCCCCAAAAGUUAAUGGGGAAGCCCAGAUAGGACACUUCCCCAUGCUGCUGGAGCGAAAUGCCCCCCUGACACCAUUGGUAGCAGGACUUCCAGGCACCAGCCAGGGCAUCGAGGUGACAGACUGGACGGCAGAUGUAGAGAGGGGUCUGACCUUCAUUGUGUAUGAGCUGGCGGGUGACCCUAGCUAUGAUGUGAUCCAAUCCUUCUUCCUUUCGCCGGGAGCCCUGUAUGUGCUGGUGGUGAACCUGAGUGCCUACACCCCACAUUGCUUCUACUCCGCAGUGGGCUACUUCCUGCACUGGCUAGGUGCCAAAGUGCCCCAUGCUGUAGUGUGCAUGGUGGGCACCCAUGCUGACCUGUGUGCUGAGCGGGAAUUGGAGGAAAAGUGCCUGGACAUCCACCACCAAAUUGCCCUGCAGGAGAAGCGGGAUGCCGAGGGACUCCAGAGUUUGGCCCAGCAGGUGGACGAUGCCCUGGGACAGGACUUUGACCUGCGUUGCUCCAGCCCCCACACUGCCUUCUAUGGGGUUUCAGAUAAGAACCUGCGGCGCAAGAAGGCCCAGUUCCAGUAUCUGCUCAACCACCGGCCGCAGAUCCUCUCGCCGGUGCUCGCCAUCAGCUGCCAGGACCCCUGCCAGGUGCGCCGCCUGCGGGACAAGCUUCUGUCAGUAGCUGAGCACCGGGACAUCUUCCCAAACCUGCAUCGGGUGCUACCCAAGUCCUGGCAGGUGCUGGAAGAGCUGCACUUCCAGCCGCAGGCUCAGCAACUGUGGCUCAGCUGGUGGGAUUCGGCACGGCUGGGCUUGCAGGCGGGCCUGACCGAGGACCGACUCCAGAGCGCCCUGUCCUAUCUGCAUGAAAGUGGCAAGCUGCUGUACUUCGAGGAGCAUUUGACUCUGCGGGAGUAUGUAUUCCACAAUCUGCCCAGGCUCAUUGACAUCCUCAAUGUCUUCUGCCAGCAGGACACCACGGUGCUGCUCCAGAAAUUGCUCAGUGACACCCAUGUAGAUGAACUGAGAACCACCCAGCUCCACCACUACGUGGAAGGAUUCCUGCUGCAUGGGCUCCUGCCUGCCCACGUUAUCCGCCUGCUUCUUAAGCCCCAUAUUCAGAGCCGGGAGGACCUGCAGCUUAUCCUGGAGCUGCUGGAGAAAAUGGGGCUCUGCUACUGCAUCAAUAAGCCCAAAUGCAAACCCCUGAAUGGGGCUACUGCCUGGUACAAGUUCCCCUGCUAUGUGAAGAAUGAGGUGCCCCAUGCAGAGGCGUGGAUUAAUGGUACAAACCUGAGUGGACAGUCUCUUGUCAUUGAACAGUUGCAGAUUGAAUACACCUUCCCCUUCAUUUUCCCUCCUGGGUUAUUUGCACGCUACAGUGUCCAGAUUAACAGUCAUGUGGUUCAGCGGUCUGAUGGCAAAUACCAGAUUUAUGCCUACAGGGGGAAGGUACCUGUGGUGGUGAGUUACAGGCCUGCUAGGAGCACUCUGCAGCCAGAUACUCUGUCUAUUGCUAGUCACGCAUCUCUACCAAAUAUCUGGACAGCCUGGCAAGCUAUUACCCCCUUAGUGGAAGAACUGAAUGUACUGCUUCAAGAGUGGCCAGGUCUCUACUACACUGUGCACAUCCUCUGUUCCAAGUGCCUUAAAAGAGGAUCGCUGAACCCAUACGCUUUUCCAGGAGAAUUGCUGAGUCAGCCUAGACCAGAGGGAGUGAUGGAAAUAAUCUGCCCCAGAAAUGGCAGCGAGAGAGUCAAUGUCGCAUUGGUUUAUCCCCCAACCCCGACGGUCAUCAGCCCUUGUUCCAAAUGAAUGGUAAUGCUAGUGCUAAAGGUUUUACAUCGGGCAGCGUGUGAAACUGCGGUGUGGCUGAAGGAUCUGUAGUGCUACUGUCUCUCUUGGGUUUGGAGUCCUGCCUUUACGACGAGACCAGACUUUGGAACUCUGAACUAUUUGAAGUGGGAACACAGCUAAGUGUGUCUCUCCUGAGAUACCCUUGAGAACUUAAGUGUACAGUGCAAUCUGAAGGUCACUGAUGAGCAGAUGUGACAUGGAACAAUAGUCUUGCAGCAAUCAGAUGGCAGCAUUAUUGGCUGGAGAUGAAACACUGGGAUUGAAAUUCUAUGGACCCUGCUGUGCACCCUUUUGGACCUGUUGAUGAAUGUAAAAAUUUGCUCAGUACUUUUUCAUUCAGAUGUAACUGAAGAAAAGUCAGUUGAGACUUGCUGUUGUGGAGCUUCCUGGAGUUGGUUCCUUACAGAGGAAGAAACUAGUGAUUUGUUGCUGUGAUGUUAAGUGAGGAAAAGAAAAGUCCAGACUGGAAUCUCUUUCCCAGAUGGAGGACCGUUUCCUGAUAACUCAGCGUGAUCUAUGGACACACUUAACAAGAAGAGUUCAGCGUUUUCAAGGAAUAAAUGCUGUGGCUUGGUAAAGCACAACUGAGUAAACGUUUUACACCUGAACCUCAGAAUCAUGAUCAUCCUCCAAGGAAGAGCUGCUUGACAAACGAACAGUGUGAACAGCUUCUCAGGGAUUCUGUUUGCUGUACACAAAUAGCCAUAAUGUCAGGAUUGAUGGCAAUAUUUAGAGCACUCCAGUUUGGUUCUAUUUCAUGUGGACGUGGGAUCACUCAUCUGAAGUUCACUGCUGUUCAGUAACUAGUGUAGAACAAUGUGGUUUAUCUUUAUUUUUGUAAUGUGCAAAACCAUUUAAUUUUCUACAGUUUAAAGCUUCUAGCAUUAGUGACCACUGAGUGCAAUAUUCUGCUUGGGAGCCCUGCCAAAUAACCCUUGGGUUCUUGGUUUGUUGUCGAUAUGUUCAAGUAUCUAUCACUGUUCUUUUGUCCUUCACACCACAGUGUUAGCUCACCAAGUACGCUCCAGGCUAUCACUGUUGAGCAGCUCACAGGAGUGGCUGCUUCUGGGGAUGUUCUCCCCUCUCCACAGUAAGGAUAUGCUGCCUGAUGUUCAUUGUCCCUGUCUCUCUCCGCUUCCACGAAACCCAAAAGAACCCCCCAGCCUGAGGCAGAACAAGGUGGUGGCAGCCAGAAGAUGCUAGUUUGGGAAUACCCUCACUUCCAAGUGCCAUGCUUCAGCACAGCACAAUGGCAAGGAGCAGGGGGACUAGGCAUUCAAUGAAAAUAAUCUGUGGUUAAUCACAGGCCAAGCACCAGUGAGAUUGGUGUCGCUGAGCUCGUAGUGGAGGAGACCAGGGAAAGGUGGGCAGGGAAACAUUUUCAGCCUGCAUGCCCACCCCUCACUGUCAUACUGUGCUUGGGAGUUAAUGAACUGUCGCAGUCAAGCAGGGUUUUUAAACCACUUGGGUGUCAUGUACCAUGGGCCCUUGGCAGGAGGGCAGGGCACUCUGCUAUUUGAGAAUAUGUUAUGAGAGUGUAGAGCGCACUGACUGUAUCGGAGAAGAAUUUAUUUCAAUUAGUGGGGAAUUCAACCCCUUUUAAGUAGGAGGAUAAAUUCCCAGCAGCCAACAUUCUCAACCAGAGAGCACAAUUUUGUGCUCACUAACCUGUUUCCAGUCUCCAGGUUGCUGGCUGAUUUGUGUUCUGCAGAAAUAGCACAGUUCAGAAGGGCAAACCAAUAAAUCAUUUACCCUUGGAGCAACAAUGGGAGGCAGACAGCACCAUUAUUCCUUGGGGUGUGACCAGUAGCAUCUUAUAUUGCAUUUAAAAGCAGAAUCCCAGCCCUAAAGAGGUGGUUCCAGUUAAAUGAAGCUAGCAGUCACUCUGCUUGCUUCCUUUGUGUGUUGACAGAAAAUGUGCAUAACUAUAUGUACGUAAUCAGUGAGAGCAUGGAAAGGUGGGAACUCUGUCAGUGGAUAUUACUUUAUAUGUCUUGUGUAGUGAGAAAUCUGGAGUAUUCUUGCAGAACUGGAUUGUUGUUGAACCACGUACAUACCUGUUGUAACUGCAUUGACAUCUUUGGAGUUCUUACCGGAGAGGAGUUUGGCUCUGUAGCUCCAGUUUCUGCUGACUGCUUAGCCUAAGGCCAGAGUUGGGCUGCCUAGUCCCUUUUCAAUGUGCAUUGUUCUCUCCAGGUUCGGCCUUUGCUAAACGCUUUAGAACUCAGUUUUAAAUCUGAAUACAGCUGAAGUCUUAAGAAUUAAUUGGAGUUAACCAGGCGUGUCUGUACUGCAGUCUCUGAAGGCAGCUCGGGGUUUGUGCAACAGGAGUCAGAACUGAAGGAGAUGGUUUCCCUUGGGCAGUCUCCCGGUAAGGUUUUUUGGUAACUGUAAACCUUGGAAGUAAAGGCAGGUGUGUGUGUUCAGCUUCUCUGGGGACAGUGAGCAUGCUUGGUCCCUGCUAUAGUGCUUCUGGUCAAUGGGGGUCAUACCAGGGUGAAUUAUGUUUUUUUGCUGUUACCUAAAGCUGCCAAAGUGGCAAAGCCUGUGCCCAGGUGUGACAGGCGCUGUGCUGGCAGGGUGCAGGAAAUGUGUGAGAAUGGCUGAAGAAACAAACAGUUGGAAAUGCUCCUUCGCUGGGCAGGAACAUUAACCAUCUGUGCAGGAAGCUCCUUUCUGUCUCAUCACCUGGGAGUUUUGCAGCCAGACUCCCAGGGAGCUCAGCUAUUGAGACCCCCGGCUGGAUCCUGUUGGGACAGCAGCAUUGGAAGAACUGUGUCAGGCUCUUCAGGAAAAGGCCAAAGUUCUACUCCAGUAAGCACAAGAGCAACUAUUCUGCCCAGGCAAACCCCCCUCCCCCCCCCCAACCAGAAACUGCCCCUUGAGGCUGUUCUGACUUCUACUUAUGCCUCUUGUGGUAGAAAAGCCAGUUCCCAGGUUUGUGUCAAGGCACAGCCCAAGUGUUUUUCCUUCCUAAAAGGUUCACUUGCUUAUGUUAGACCUGUCCUUGUGAGUUGCACUCUUGCAAGAACAGCAAGUGGUGUUGGUGUAAAGCUGAUGGUGCAGCUACAGUUAUCCAUUAAUUUCCAUAACUGGGUAGAAAUUUACAAAUUAUUCUUGCCAAAAAGAUUGAAAAUAAAUCUGAUAUUAACUUGAAACAAGGCAUCUCUUCCCAUUCAUUUAACGCAGCUCAAAAUGUCCACCCCUUUUUUCCCCCAAAAUUGAUUUCUGGCUUUGAAGACCCAGGGCCUAGUUAUAUUUUUGAACUGUGAACAUAGAAGACUGAUGCCCACCCUGCAGAAUUGGGAUUUGGUGGUGGAGCUGAGUACUGAGUACUAAUUACUGUGGUAAAAUACAAAUUCAGACAGCUCAUAUAACUGUAAACACUUGUUCUGUAACACCACGUGUGCCCCUCUAGAGCUCCCAUAGUCCCUGUUCCCAUAUCUAAAUACUAGAGAACAUAAACUCCACCUCUUUUUGUUGCUGUUUCUCCAAAUGGCACUCACUCACUCACAGUAAGUGUAGAGAGAGUGACUACACGUACAGUGUCUAAAACUUGAGCUCUACUGAAGUAGACAUCAGAGCCACAAAAGAUGGGAGGGAUAGAUUAAUCAGCGAUGAGGUGCUCAGGCAGAGGCGACUGGUAACUGCUGAUAGUGGGAGGGCACAAUUUAAAGGUUCUGGUGUCAUGCAGCGGAGCUCAGGGCAGGUACUCGAGAUAAAGGAGUUUCGAUUUCUAGAGUUACUUUUGGUGUCAUGAUUUGCAAUACUACGUAAGAGCAGAUGGAGACAUUUCUAAAAGAGAGCUACACAUGAAGCAGUUCUGGAUUAUACUGGCAUAUUAUCAGUUUGAAGCAGUUCUCAACCCAGGGGUGCAUGUACCCUUGGGGGUAUGCAGAUGUCUUCCAGGGGGUACAUCAGCUCAUCUAGAUAUUACUGUCAGAACAAGGAGCAAUGGUCUCAAGUUGCAGUGGGGGAGGUCUCGGUUGGAUAUUAGGAAAAUCUUUUUC
Messenger RNA from Mauremys mutica (yellowpond turtle), 7427 nucleotides. RefSeq names its product multifunctional ROCO family signaling regulator 1 (gene MFHAS1). NCBI's taxonomy places the organism in Eukaryota, Metazoa, Chordata, Testudines, Geoemydidae. The record is from RefSeq and is a predicted model, not a curated record. Gene Ontology annotation, molecular function: protein binding. The coding region runs from base 1 to 3375 and encodes 1124 amino acids. The transcript has 4 exons.